Messenger RNA from Haliotis rubra (blacklip abalone), 1882 nucleotides. Its product is annotated as LWamide neuropeptides-like. The record is from RefSeq and is a predicted model, not a curated record. The transcript is spliced from 4 exons. NCBI's taxonomy places the organism in Eukaryota, Metazoa, Mollusca, Gastropoda, Lepetellida, Haliotidae. Bases 415 to 1353 code for a protein of 312 amino acids.
CUGACGCUUUUCGCAGUGAUUGGAGACAAGCGACCGUGCAUGUUCCCAAGCCAGUUGUUUCUGGUACCAGUAAGCUUAAAGACCCUCCAGGUCGAUACCUGCCUACCUAGACUCCUGGGCUCAUUCAGAUCAAUACGAGUGCUGACAAAAGACGCGCGCGUACCUCUGGCUGGCUGAGAAGACCCUUCAUCCCGAGAGGAACAGGUAGUUCUGGCAGCGAGUAUAUCUUCAAGAGUUAGGCGUUUGCUCACUCUAAGGUUGACGUUGAAGGCCUUCGUACUCAACCUGUGGGAAGAGACAUCUUCCCCUCAAUCGCUAUAAAACCCGGGGAGGAAACAAGGUCGAUCUUUAAAGACUUGAUUGACGGGACGGAAAGCCAUCUUUUAUAACACACAGACAGCAGUUGGAAUUGGAAUGGAGUCAGACGCUCGGAACACAAUGCUAUGGAAGUUCUUCUGCUGCCUUCUAUGUUCUGUGGCCAUUCCACUGAGCGUAUGCACAGCAACUGUAGCAGAUGACGUAAAGGACGAAGGAAUAGAUGCUUUUGAAGAACCAAAGGAUUUACAAAAACGUAGCACCGAGGACGACUUCGCUAAAAGGCCCUUUGAUGAACUGGCAAGUGGACUCAUUGGAAAACGUGCUUAUACUCCGUACAGAUUGUUUCGGUAUCACACAUUCAAACGCCCAUUUGAUCCUCUUGCAAGUGGCCUUAUAGGAAAACGCUUUGAUCCUCUUGCAAGUGGUUUGAUCGGGAAACGACCAUUCGACCGACUUGCAAGUGGACUAAUUGGAAAGAGAGCCCCUUUCGACCCCCUUGCGAAUGGCUUGAUUGGAAAACGACCCUUCGACCGACUUGCAAGUGGGCUUAUUGGAAAGAGAGCUCCCUUCGACCCCCUUGCCAAUGGGCUAAUCGAGAAACGACCCUUCGACCCACUCGCAAGUGGUCUUAUUGGAAAGAGAUCACCUUUUGAUCCCCUUGCCAGUGGUCUUAUUGGGAAACGACCCUUUGAUCGUCUUGCUAGUGGACUGAUUGGAAAACGACCCUUUGAUCGUCUUGCUAGUGGACUGAUUGGAAAACGACCCUUUGAUCGACUUGCAAGUGGGCUAAUCGGAAAAAGAUCGUUCGAUCCCCUUGCAGCCGGAUUGAUUGGAAAGAGACGCCCAAUGGACCCACUUGCUAGUGGACUGAUUGGAAAACGACCCUUUGAUCCGUUGGCCUCGGGACUAAUCGGAAAGAGGUACUUUGACCCACUUGCGAGCGGAUUGAUAGGCAAAAGGACCUCAGAUGAUUUCGAGAAAAGACCAUUUGAUCCGUUAGCAAGUGGCUUGAUUGGAAAGAGAGACGCAGAAUGAUCAUUCAGACAAGUUCUAAAAACAGGUUGUGAAAAGUUAGGACUCACAGAGUAAAAGCUAUAUUUUGGACUGAUUUUGACUUUUGUGCCAUUGUGAAAUCGCUCAUACAUGUUGACAGUUGCAGUAUCAUACCGCACAGACACAUUAUACAUAUGAUGUUAUUGUUAUUAUUAUUAUUACUAUUAUUUUAUUAGUAUUAUUCCGAUGCGAGGGGUCAACAUUUGGCAUUUUGUUAACGUAAAUCAGAACCUGAUAUUUAUAUAUGUAAAGCCGGUAAUAAAUAAUAGGGUAUUUUAUUUGGGUUUUUUUCUAACCUGUUACUCUUCCGUGAAACGGACAACUAAACAGGAAAUGUUAAUUACGUGGGAUUUCCUUAAAGUCAUACUGCAAGCUUGUCUUAAACAGCACAGUUGAUGCACCGUUGGAUUUAAUGCGCGCCUUUAGCUUUGUAACCUGAAAGAUCAUGCUGAUGGGUUCACAUGUUGAACAAAUAUGUGAUUAUUCGUGUUAUUAAAAUAUAUCAAUUCUA